UUCAAACAGCUGUCAUUUAUUUAGAAAUGUCAUUUAAUAAUUAAUUAUAUAAUCGUGUAAUUAUUUUGUUUGUGGACGCUAUGGGUUGCUUCUACUCCAGGAGAAUGGAAGACGAAGAAACUGCUUACGACAUGUCGCCCAUCCGACAUCUUCCCGUCAUAUUUGUGAACGGCGUACCAGGCGCUGGUAAUCAGACAGUGGCUCAAACCAUCUCUACUAUAACAGGGUAUACGGUGAUCAGACCAGGAGAUUUGGUAAGGGCAGAGGCACUGAGGGAAACAGCAAGAGGGCGAAUGAUUGCGGAAAAAAUGCAAGCUCAAGAGGAAAUCUCAGAGCAACUAACAGUGGAUCUGGUAAAAGAGGCGAUGUUGACAAAGCGGGACGCGACCGGAUUCAUCUUGGUCGGGUUCCCGAAGAAUCCCAGGAUGUCAAAUAUUUUCAACAGGCAGGUUAAGUGGCCAGAGAAGAUAGUCGCUUUGGAAGUUGAUAAUGAGGUGGCUGCCACAAGACUUCAGAAUAAGCUUUCGGAAUUAGGAAGACCAGAAUCUGAAAUUAACGCCGCGAGACAGAUCGUCAGGGAAGCGGCGCAUAAAGUUAAGAAUGUUCAUAAGCGAUUCGGAGGCCAUGUUGUGACACUGGACAGCACAGGAAAUCCCAAAGUACUCGCCUCUACGUUGAAGGAGAUUCUAUCAGAUACCAUGGAGAAGGCCCAGAAAAGGUUUAUGCCCCCAGAAGCGUGCCCCCCCUCAGCGGUAUCAGCGCCAGCUGUCGCCUAUAACCAAAAGUGUCCCAUGUGUCCCACUAACCCAAUGGCGAGUGAUACGUCACCAGCAUCAGAGAUAGAGGGAGAGAAGUGAUCCGUAGUGUAAUUUUUUAUUGAUAUGUAUUUUAAAAUUUUGCUAUAUUAAAUAUAAAUGGUUAUAAUACUGUUUUUGAUCUCUAAGGAAUUUACAAAAAGGUUAAUAAUAAUUAAAGACUAUAUCCAACAAAAAAAAAAAACGAUU
Molecule: messenger RNA, 1004 nt
Organism: Galleria mellonella (greater wax moth)
Lineage: Eukaryota; Metazoa; Arthropoda; Insecta; Lepidoptera; Pyralidae
Product: adenylate kinase isoenzyme 1-like
Exons: 5
Coding region: 81-857 (258 amino acids)
Biological process (GO): nucleobase-containing compound metabolic process
Cellular component (GO): cytoplasm
Molecular function (GO): AMP kinase activity; ATP binding
Source: RefSeq, a predicted model, not a curated record